AUGCCUAAGGGAUGUAACUCUGCUGGCAUGCCUGUGGGAUGUGACUCUGCUGGCAUGCCUGUGGGAUGUAACUCUGCUGGCAUCCCUAAUGGAUGUAACUCUGCUGGCAUGCCUAAGGGAUGUAACUCUGCUGGCAUGCCUGAGGGAUGUAACUCUGCUGGCUUGCCUAAGGGAUGUGACUCUGCUGGCAUGCCUAAGGGAUGUAGCUCUGCUGGCAUGCCUAAGGGAUGUAGCUCUGCCAGCAUGCCUGAGGGAUGUAACUCUGCUGGCAUGCCUAAUGGAUGUAACUCUGCCGGCAUGCCUGAGGGAUGUAGCUCUGCUGGCAUGCCUAAGGGAUGUAGCUCUGCUGGCAUGCCUAAGGGAUGA
This is a messenger RNA of Haliotis rufescens (red abalone), 366 nucleotides long. Its product is annotated as circumsporozoite protein-like. The record is from RefSeq and is a predicted model, not a curated record. Lineage: Eukaryota; Metazoa; Mollusca; Gastropoda; Lepetellida; Haliotidae. The coding region runs from base 1 to 366 and encodes 121 amino acids. The transcript has a single exon.